UUGAGUAACUGUGUGCCUCUGUGCUGCGCCCAACCAGAGGGGAGAGUGCUGGAUCCCAGGCAGCUGGCUGUUCCUCAGGAUGAUUUCUGGAAAAAUAAUUAAGCUCGUGGUUUUUGAGCUUCUUGAGUUUGCUGCUUUCUCCAUCCCCACACUUGUGAUUAUGGAACAGUUUGCCACUGCCUACCACAGGGCAAGGAAUCUACCCGAGAGAACACAUUAUUGGCUGAUCGUCUCCUGCUCUGUUGCCUAUGUGGCUGUAGUGACUCUGUUGAUCUGGGUUCCUAUAAAAGUUCUUUUAUACAGGAAACGUCAUCUUUACAAAAAAAUUACUGGAUGGAGACCUGUUCUGAUGAUGUGUGUAAUACUCACCACACUUCCCAGCUUCAGCUUUUCCAUAGCAGUAACUGAGGUGCAGAGGAACAACAACGGGUCCAUUGAUUUACUGCCUGAUUCCCUCCCGGACCUGCCCGUGUCUCUGGUUCUGCUCUCCUUGAUCGUGGUUGACAUUCUGGAAAAACUCAGGAUGUAUCCUCUUAGAGGGAGGGAAAAGAGUAACGAAGACGGGCACAUCCACGUGGCCUCUUUGCAACAAAUGAAAACCGUGACAGAGCAAGUGGGACAGGAUGGGGGAAGCCUUGCCCUUUCCCAGGUGGCCAAGGCCCCGGGGACGUCGCAGCCACAGCUGCCCAGCCAUGUCCCCGUGGGACCCCAGGAGCCCUCCUUCGACUCUGGAAUCCUGAGGAUGAUGUCGCGGAGAGAUGUCCGGGCGGAGAUAUUCCUGUGGAGCUUCCUGAGGAGCUUCCUAUAUUGACCUUGAACUUGUGAU
This is a messenger RNA of Fukomys damarensis (Damara mole-rat), 826 nucleotides long. It is a transcript of the gene Tmem236, whose product is annotated as transmembrane protein 236. The record is from RefSeq and is a predicted model, not a curated record. Bases 80 to 811 code for a protein of 243 amino acids. The transcript has 5 exons. Lineage: Eukaryota; Metazoa; Chordata; Mammalia; Rodentia; Bathyergidae.